Messenger RNA from Pisolithus orientalis, 822 nucleotides. RefSeq lists its product as uncharacterized. Bases 1 to 822 code for a protein of 273 amino acids. The record is from RefSeq and is a predicted model, not a curated record. NCBI's taxonomy places the organism in Eukaryota, Fungi, Basidiomycota, Agaricomycetes, Boletales, Pisolithaceae. The transcript is spliced from 3 exons.
AUGGAUGAGAAGAUGAAGACUGUGGAUGUGGUGUGGGAACUGAUUGAUGUGAUGGUGGACUUCUAUGAUCCAGUGGAGGAUGAGGACCCUGACUUCAGAUACACGUACAAGGAACAUCUACAAGGCAAUGCUGCAGAUAAAGGCAAGGGAAAGGCGCAGGGAGAGGGAGAUGAUGGCAUUGGAGGAGGUCAUUGCAGUGGUGGGACACCGAAACCAUUCCCACACUCGCUUGUAGUGCUCAGCCACGCGAUCCUACCUUCCAGGAUUGGAAAGGAUUUGCACACUCCACACAUUUCUACAGCACUCCCUCCAAAAGACACUCAUUUUGCUAAUUCUUCUGAUAUGGCUGCCUCCACAUCAGUCAUUUCGCUUGUCCCCUUUGCUAGGGACCAUGGCUACAUAUAUCUACCAGGAGUUCCUACCAGCUUCCGUCCUGAAGCAUCCUGGUACAUCCUGCCCUCAUCUGCCCCCUCUCAGCACAUCCAGCUUGGACAGCAUGUUCUUUUUGUCAGUAUGACCUCCAGGAGGACGUUCUUUGGUCACCUCAGGUCUGUCAUUCGCUUGGAAAGGUCUUAUGUGGUUGUUUCAGUCUCUCCAGUCCAAGAAGCAUAUGGAUCCUUCCUCCCUGCCCCCUGCAAUGUCUUCAUACCAGUCUGGUCCAUCAUUCUUCCAAAAUUGCAACAGCUACAGUAUAAUCUACUGUUCUCCACUCUCCCUGAUCGCAUCCAUGAUGAGUAUGAUGCACAUCUUGCCUCCUUGUUGCAAGAUACAGCAGAAGAUGCUCCCCCUUCAUCCUCUCUUCCAACAGAGCCUCAUUCAUGA